Molecule: messenger RNA, 1877 nt
Organism: Aegilops tauschii subsp. strangulata
Lineage: Eukaryota; Viridiplantae; Streptophyta; Magnoliopsida; Poales; Poaceae
Product: F-box protein At5g49610
Molecular function (GO): protein binding
Source: RefSeq, a predicted model, not a curated record
GCUGGGCCAAGAGCUUUUCCUAUUUUACGCUUGCUACAAAACUGGGCCGAGCCCAAAUGCAGCCGUACUAUUUUGUCUCCGCGAGAGAGACAGAGAGGAAACCUACCCUCACUCCGCCGCCGUCACUGCCACAACUCCACCCCAACUCCGCGCGCGCGCGAGAGAGAGGAUCGAGAGCCGCCACCCGGGUCCGGCGUCCGCAGCCGGAUCGCCGCCUCUCCUCCCGGCCGAGGUCGCCACCACUCGUCUGAGGCGGAUCGGGAACUCCCAGCCCGCGACCAUGGCGGAGGCUGCAGGGCCGACGCCUCUCCUCCACGGCCUCCCGGACGAGAUCUCCAUCUGGGAGAUCCUCGUCCGCCUGCCCCCGAAACCCCUCCUCCGCUGCCGCGCCGUUUGCCGCGCCUGGCGCCGCGCCGCCUCCGCCCGCGACUUCCUCCUCGCCCACCACGCCCGCCAGCCCUCCCUCCCCCUCCUCUUCGUCGACACCGACGACCAGUCCUCCAUAGACAUCAUCACAUGCGACCAACGCGCAGCCGACGAGCUCCACUCCGUCGCCCGGCUUGACGCCCCCUCCGGCGUCUCUCUCAGGGCCUGCUGUGACGGCCUCCUCCUCUUACGCACCUGGAAUAAGGGUGUCCCAUCUCUCUCCAUCUGCAACCCGGUCACUCGUCAAUACGCUCCCCUUCACCGGCUUGAUGACUUCAGGCUCUUGGGGAUGUACCCACACAGCCCUACGGGCCAGUACCGACUACUGCUGUACCUGGCCCCGAGGUUCGAGGACGAUGCUCAAAGAGGUUCCUACGUCUUCACAUUGGGCUCCGGCCAGCAGCCGAGGCACAUAGCAGGCCCUGAUGCCAAGGAACUGUUGUAUUUCCGCGGAUCUACCCUUUUCCGUGGUAGCCUGCAUUGGCACACGGACGGGCUGAUAAUGGUAUUUGACACCACCGCGGAGUCGUUCCGUCAGAUGCACUCUCCAAUUGUUUCUGACCACCGCAGUGGCGACCUGUUUGAGACGAGUGAUAUGCUUGGCAUGUUCAGUCUGAAUGCACAAGCUACAAUUGUUGAUAUCUGGGUGAUGCAGGACUAUGAAGGUGAAGUCUGGGCCUUUAAACGCCGGGUUGCAUUGCCGAUUGCAGAGAUCAUGGUGCAAUUUCAAAAUUCUGGAGAUUGUUGGGAGCUAAUGCCUGCAUCUUGUCAUGGUGAUGUGCUCCUGCUGGCCAAAUUUGACGACGACUGGCUACUUCAGAUUGGCAUUGAUGGCAAGUUGGUUGCUAGUCUCCACCGCAGUUUCCUCCGUCCUACUCGACUUCGGCUCAAACAGUCUCUAGUUUCACAUAACUUGUUUCUGGCAUUAGAGGGUUAUGUUAUCAAUUCUUCGCCUUUCAUCUGACCGAAGGCUGUUGAGUGCGGUGGUGCUUCUUAAUGGCCUAGCUCUCCGUAUCCACAUGAGCUGCAGUCCCAGAUUGCAUUUUGCUGUUGCAUUGUUUGUGAUCAUCUCUACCAUGAUCUCAGGUCCCAGAUUGUGUUCUCCUUGAGACAAUGCUUUGUCAAUUUUGCAAUGCUCUGCUGCACAUUGCCGCUGGGCUUGGAAGAGGGUAUGAAUUCUUUUUCACCCCCUCUUGUAAUUUGUCCUGCGUUGUGUUUCUGGGACAGUUUGUAGCGCAAAAAUGCUAUUAAUAAGAACUUAAGGGUUGUGCUUUGCCUAUAAAAAUCUGGGACACCAUUUGUAGUUGCCGCUGCUAGAUGGGUUUGGUAGGUUCAGAUGCCCACCUGUUUUAGCCGGGUAGGUGCAGUGCUUCUACAGUUAUAUUACUGUAUUAUGUUAAGAGUGCAUUGAUUGGAUCAUACUAUGAAAUGGAAGAGAAAGAAAUUGGACA